Messenger RNA from Talaromyces rugulosus, 1248 nucleotides. RefSeq lists its product as uncharacterized. The record is from RefSeq and is a predicted model, not a curated record. The transcript is spliced from 2 exons. Bases 1 to 1248 code for a protein of 415 amino acids. NCBI's taxonomy places the organism in Eukaryota, Fungi, Ascomycota, Eurotiomycetes, Eurotiales, Trichocomaceae.
AUGCCGUCUGCAAUUGUAACUGGUGCCACCGGUAUCACUGGCAGUGCCAUUGUGCACCACCUAUGCAAGGACUCGCAGUAUGAAAAGGUCUACUCGCUCUCCCGAAGUAACCCCGGCAAUGAAAACCCAAAGGUCCAGCAUGCCACUCUUGAUCUCCAAGGGUCCGCUGAGGAGAUGGCUAAAAGCCUGAAAGAUGUCACUGCCGAGUACGUCUAUUUCUGCGCUUACCUAGCACGAGAUGACCCAGCCGAUUUAUCUCGUGUGAACGGGAUGAUGCUAUCGAACUUUCUUCAAGCAUUAGAAAUCACAGGCGCUAUUAAGACGCUGAAGCGCUUCGUUCUGACCUGCGGCUUCAAACACUAUGGUGUCCACCUUGGCCAUUGCAAGCAGCCGCUCCAGGAAGAUGACCAUCUUCUGGAGAAAAACUAUGGUGACGUCUCCUGGCCUCCCAUCUUCUACUACGAGCAGGAGCGGAUCCUCAAGGAUGCCGCCACCCGUGGCGGGUGGGAAUGGAUUGUAACUCUCCCAGAGGACGUUCUGGGCUACGCACGAGGCAACUUUAUGAACGAAGCCACUGCACUGGGUUUAUAUUGUGCUGUCAGCAAGGCACUCCCUGGGUCUAAGCUGCCAUUCCCUGGCUGUAAGGCCAACUACUUCGCCUUCAACUGCUGGACUUCAGCAAACCUCCACGCCAAGUUUUGUCUCUGGGCAGCGAUAGCCCCCAACGCCGGGAACAACAUCUUCAACGUCAUGAACGGGGAUACGGAGUCAUUCCAGAAUCUUUGGCCGCGGCUUGCUGCACGAUUUGGCUGUAAGAUUCCCAACCCUAUGUUUCCAUAUGGUGGUACCCCAGACAGCCAGGGUUUCGGUAAUUAUGAGGCGACCACGGUGCGGAUGCAAAGCCGGCAUCCGCUCGCGGCGCACGCAGACAAGAUAGGAGUCUUGGUCGACAGCAAUCCCACCCUGUUUCUCCAGGUUGAUCCUGAGAAAUGGGCGAAGCGCAAGGAUGUGAACGAGGCGUGGGCAAAACUGCGUGAUACUUACAAUCUCGAUCAGAAAGCGUGGGAAAAUGCCACAUGGGACUUUUUAACUUUUGUCAUGGGAAGGGAUUGGAGCUGCAUUGGGACAAUGAGCAAGGCGCGACGGUUGGGAUGGACUGGGUACGCUGAUACUUGGGAGGAGCUCGAGGAGACCUUCAGCAUUCUUGAACGCGAGGGUAUUUUGCCACCGAGGGAAAAGCACUCUUAA